Messenger RNA from Maniola jurtina (meadow brown), 7267 nucleotides. RefSeq names its product myosin-I heavy chain (gene Myo81F). Lineage: Eukaryota; Metazoa; Arthropoda; Insecta; Lepidoptera; Nymphalidae. Bases 308 to 6979 code for a protein of 2223 amino acids. The record is from RefSeq and is a predicted model, not a curated record. Gene Ontology annotation, cellular component: myosin complex; cytoskeleton. Gene Ontology annotation, molecular function: ATP binding; protein binding; cytoskeletal motor activity. The transcript has 39 exons.
GUUUCGUGAGGGGUGGUGUAGUGUUGUGACGAUUAAAAUUUACAGUUGUUAUGAACUAAUGAUUUGUGGCAUUUUGAAUAUAGUGUAAUACUUUUUGUUUGAAACUCGAUUAUUUUUACAAAAUUAAGGAUUAACUUAGUGUUUUUAUCCCUAAUGGAUUGUUGUUUUUUAUACGUUUUUCUCUACACAUGUGAUCAAUACAACAAUUAUUAUUAUCGAGCACGAUUUCUUCGCUAAUGAGGAUUUCACGUAAAAUGAAGCGCCCGUAAAGGAAAACUACAUUCGAAAGCCACAAAAAACAGACAAGAUGGAGGAGCGGGACAAGGACGAGGGCCCCGGCGUGCCCGACAUGACCAUGAUGCCGCAGAUCACCGAGCAGGCCAUCAACGACAACCUCAAGCGGCGCUACAUCCACGAUCUCAUAUACACAUACACAGGAUCAAUUUUAGUGGCAGUCAACCCAUACAAAGAAUUAGGAUGUUACAAUAUGGAGGAUAUGCAAAACUAUCGCGGCAGAGCCUUUGGGAGCCUUCCGCCGCAUGUUUUCGCGCUCGCCGAGUCGGCCUACAGCUCCUUGCAGAAUGGCGAAAGGAAUCAAUCAGUUGUGAUAUCGGGCGAGAGCGGUGCAGGGAAGACGGAGACCACAAAGCUUAUCCUGCAGUACCUUUGCGCUGCUGGUGGUCAAGCUUCUUGGGCUGAACAGCAGAUCCUUGAAGCUAACACUGUUUUAGAAGCUUUUGGUAAUGCAAAGACUGUACGUAACGACAACUCGUCCCGGUUCGGAAAGUUCGUGGAAGUGAGACUGGAUCAUCGGGGAGGGAUCCGAGGUGCAGUGUUACGGGACUUUCUGCUGGAACGAGCGAGGAUCACGGGCCCUGCGCCCAAGGAGACCAAUUACCAUGUGUUCUAUCAGCUGGUUGAAGGAGCUAAGCACAAUGCCGAACUUCGUAAUAUAUUACGGCUUAGAGAUGGCGUACAUUUUAAAUACCUGAAUCCAGAAGAUGAGGAAGCUAGAAAGGGUAGAGGUGGUGAACAGGGGAAAUUGGAGGCGCUGCAACUAGCGUUAACAGUAUUGCAAGUACCCUUGCAUAUGUGUGAGGGACUCUUCAAAGUGCUGGCUGCGGUUCUGUGGCUGGGGAAUAUACAGUUUCAGGAUAUAGAUGGUGAGCGGACUACCUUGGCACCAGAAGAUGCAGAAGCAGUAGAUGCAGUGGCCAAUUUGUUAGGUUUGGCGCCGCCUACCGCUCAAAGAGUGCUGCUUGAGCGACAGAUCAAUGUGAGGGGCAAUGUUACUGAUAUACCGCUGCGAUUACCAGAGGCCAGAGAAAACCGGCAUGCGAUGGCCCGAGCGCUAUAUUCCCGCACUUUCGCCUGGCUGGUUAGACACGUCAAUAGCUGUUCAGCUCCAGGCAGAGAAGCGAAGCGAGCUCUCGGAGUUCUAGACAUCUUCGGCUUUGAAAACUUCGCCGCGAACUCUCUCGAACAACUGUGCAUCAACUACGCGAACGAGAAACUUCACAUGUUCUUCAACAAUUACGUGUUUGCACUUGAACAGGAAAUUUAUCGCCAAGAAGGAAUCAAAUACCAUCAGAUACAGUUCACCGAUAAUGCUGCAUGUUUGGAACUUUUGGAGAAACCACCGAGAAGUUUGCUCAAAUUACUUAGUGAACAGUGUCAUAUGCCGAAGGGUUCAGACAGCGCCUACCUCACAAACAUCCAAGGCGAGUUCGGCGAACACCAAAGCUUCGUCAAAGGGUCCCGACGGAAAUGGGAGGAAGAGUUCGGGGUGCAACACUACGCGGGCACGGUCACAUACAGCGUGCAAGGCUUCGUGGACAAGAACCGCGAUACACAGCAGGACGCGUUCAUCGACCAUCUCAGCAGAUCUGCCAAUCCUUUUGUGAGGGAACUGGCGGAUUAUGUGCAGGAUCUGGCGCCACCGGGACAUGAUAUUUCGCUUUCAAGUCCCGGUUCAACGAGCACUACGCAAAGAGGAACUUCCAAAGGCAGACCCACAGUAGUCGACACUUUCAGGGCACAACUACAGUCGCUAGUUGACAUGUUGCAAGCUACUGAUGUUUGGUAUGUCCGCUGCAUCAAACCAAACGAAAACAAAGAGGCCGGCAAAUACAACGACCAACUCGUUCUAGAGCAGCUCCGAUAUCUGGGCAUGAACGAAAUAGUUCGCAUCAGGCGAGACGGCUUCCCUGUACACUUGCCAGCGCCAAUGUUCCAGACACGAUACAGAUGUUUGCUGCCACACCCUCGACCUAUUAACUCGGAUAUAGCAUACAUUAUGGGACUAGUGAACGCGCCAACAAAUGAUUGGCAAAUAGGGCAUACAAAGAUAUUCAUGAGGAGUUCAGUGCACGGCCCGCUUGAAGCUAGGAGAACAGCUCUGCUGCAAUCAUCAGCACUCCUGAUACAGAAGUGGUACAAAGGCUCAACAAAACGUCGGCAAUACUUGCAAUGGCGUCGAGCAGCAAUAGUUCUCCAGGCCGCUUGGCGAGGAUGGUUCGACAGAGCUGCCUUCCUGCGCUUACGAAGAGCCGCCCUAACCCUGCAGAGGCAUCUACGCGGCGCCUUCGCGAGGGAAGUUGCUGCUGCCUUGAGGGAAAUGAAGAGGGUCAACCAGGAGAUCAAGUUGAGGGAAGAACGGAACAGCCUCGCAGAAAAAGCCGAGCAAGAGCGCGCAGAACUGGAAAGCAUGGCGGACCAACUCCGUGGAAUCUCAUGUUCCGGGGCCAGAGCCGAGUCUGUCAACCUGGACAACCUGUUCGACUUCCUGGCGGACGUGCCCGCGCAGCGCGGCGCGCCCGACGGACAGUCGCACCAGCCCACUAUUGCGGAGAUCGGGGACUCCAUGGAACGGCUCGCGGACGAUCUGCAUCAUGAGUUGGAGAACGUGCUAGCGGAAGAAAUGGACGACUUAAGCAAAGAGGACACGGAAUAUCAUCGCAAGCCCGACGGCGCUCCAUCCGACGCCAUCCCCCCACCACCCCCAACCUCUCUCGCACUACAAUCCAUCCUCCAACCCGCCACUCCAAUCGGCUCUAUGUCGUUAUCGAUGACAAACGGCGUAUCGUCCAAUGGCGUGUCGCCGACUAAUGGUAUGACGUCAUCGCUGACCAAUGGCGACGUGAUGUCGUCAUCAUUAGUGAUGCCUCCACCUCCGUCUGUGGAGCUGGCUGUGGAAGAAUCUCCUAAUUACCCACCUCCACCGCCUUGCUCUUUGCCUGAACCGGCCGGGCCGCCGCCGCCACCGCCUUCAACCAAAGAUGUAACACCACCAGAACUCACAAACGGUAUAAUACCGAACGGAAAAGUGGCUGUGAUAAAGGACAAGGAACCGAUAUAUGAAUCGGUAAUUCCUCGCCCGAACGCCGAACCGCUCCUGACAUCUCCACCGCCACCACCGCCUUACCCACCUGAAAGCAAUGGAUUUUUAUCCAACAAGGAGGAAGCGGAACCUGAAGCACCCCUACCGCCGUUGCCAAGCAACGUGACGUCACCAGAAAUGGCCGACACCACGUCCCCCAUCGGCACGGAUUCUUGUAUCAGUCCUCCUCCAACAAUGAAUGGUGACUCUAAUAAUGCAGAACGCCACGCACGUCGUAAAGAGCGAGUGGAACGUAGACUCCAUCAAUUGGAAACUCCUGCUCAAAACACUGAUGCUCCUCCAGAUUCCACGAAUGACCUCUCUGAGUUUGCUAAACUGUACUUCAAUGACCAUCCGCGAUCGCCCGAAGGUACAAUAAUGGCAACGCUUACGCGUAAGAGUAAGUCAAUGGAGCUUCUAACAAAGGAGGAAAUGAUCACAUACCACAAAGGAAACAACAUUCCCACUUCUCACAUUCAGCUGCACGAUCCCGAUAGCGUCACCGCGGCUGUGAAUAUAUUCCGAGAUUUAUGUCGAUAUAUGCGAGGCGAACUGACUGCAGAAAAAGAAACGCAAGUCAUUCAAUCCAUAAUUGGGAAAGGACUGGAAAGGGAAGAGUUGCGGGAUGAAAUAUUAGUGCAAUGUGUUAGACAGAUAACAGAAUGCCCCGUCGAAGACUGGGCAGAGCGUGUAUGGCUGAUCCUUUGCCUGUGUGCUGUAGCCUGGCAACCCAGCCGCGGCCUGGCGCGAUACUACUGCACGUGGCUGCGCGCUAGAGCCCGCCCCGUGACCUCGCCCGCGUCCACUGGCUCCGUCACCUCAGUGGCCUCGGUCACCAGUACCGCCAGGGCUGCGCAUUGCGCUCAAUGGUGUUUGGACAACUGCAGAGGCGCUACACCGAGACAGUUGCCACCUAGCACUGUGGAGAUUGCGGCAAUGCGUCGCCUGGGUACAAUAGUGUGCCGGUUCUUCUUCCUGGACGGGCGCACGAAGGCCAUCGACGUGCACCCGGCUGACACGGCGGCGGCGGCAGCAGCGCGCCUCGCCGACAAGCUGGGGCUGGCGCCGCCCGCGCGCGCCGGCUGGGCCGUGUACCAGCAACGCGCCGGCGCUGAGGAACACGUGCGCGCAACCAUCUAUCUCUACGACGUUAUCGCUGCGUGGGAGAUGCAACAAGGUCCCGGAGGUGGUUCAGCGGACAACCGUUUCGUAUUCAAGCGAAGACUCUUCAGAGGGGGAAGAGAGUUACCUCAUGACCCCGUCGAAGUUGCAUUGCUCUACGCUCAGGCCGUUCAUAGCGUAGUUAAGAUGGAUGAGUUUCCCGUAUCAGAAAAAGUGGCGCUUCAACUAGCAGGGCUUCAAGCCCAAGUGUCAUUGGGUGAACCGCCGCCCAGCCCGCCUCCGCCGCACACUCGGGCGUACUACUCGCACCCAGAACAGUUCCUACCUCCCAGAGUUGCCAAACAACGUCCUGCGCACCAGUGGGCCACAAUAUUAGCGCAAGCUCAUCGACAAUACGGAGCUGGGCGAGCAGAACUUACGGCCAAGGCUUUGUACCUGUCUUGCGUGAUGCAGUAUCCUCUCUAUGGAGUCACUCUGUUCCCUGUCACUUAUAAAGGAUAUUGGGCUCAUGGUCCAAAUGUACUUUUGGGAGUGGGUGCCGAAGGUGUGGUGCUCGUUCGACCGGCGGACAAAGUGGUUCUCGCGGAAUACCCCUACACCAACAUCGCUGCAAUAUUGAUGGACCCCGUGGACAAUGGUCUGACGCUUAGUUUGACUCAUCACGGACAGCAUGAUGGGCUCAGAUGCAUAGUACUAGAGUGCUCCCAAAAAGCCGAAGCGGCCUGGUUAAUGGCGGCAUACAGUCCCGCUCUUGGAAGCAGCCUCACCGAGGAGGCGCCUCGUCGCGCCGCGCCCGCUGCGGAAAGAGCUAGGCUUGCCAAUGCGUUGAAAGCAGCUAGACGAGCACUCAUAGAUUCUGCCUUGCUGAGAAGACCACAGGAUCUGUCUGCCGGAGGAUUCCUUAGGAACACACUGAGGAGGCUCAGCAAGCACCGCCUGGAGCGAGUGAGGCUGGACAUAUCGGCGGAGACGCAGGGCGAGUGCUACAAGGGCUUCCCGCCCGCCUACUGGUGCUGGGCGCGCAGCCUGCCGCACAGCCUCACUAAACUGAACGAGGCUGAAGAGGUCGCGGCUAUGCAGAUAUUCAAGGAUAUAAUGAGUCACGCAGGGCUGAGCAGCAACGAGGGCAGCACGACAAAUCUGGCCAACAACAACAGCGUUAGCAGCCACGAGAGCGACAGCGACGACCGCGUCGCGCUCGCUCAAGCGCUGCUGCAACGCUGCUUGCAGAAGGACACGCUACUUUGCGAACUGUACGCACAACUUAUCAAGCAGACGACGGAACAUCCAGACCCAAGUUCCCGAGUAUCAGCAAGGCAUUGGGCGUUACUAUGUGCAGCGGUAGGGGCCGCGUUGCCGCCAGCAAAGCCGCUGCGGCGAUUGUUAUUGGCACAUUUGCGGUACCGUGCCGCAGCGCUCCAAUCCGCUGAAGAGGGCAAGUUCGCGAGACGAGCGGAACAGGUGGCUUUAAGCAUAGCUCAAGUACCACGGCGUCUAGCUGCCCCUUCAAAAGAGGAGCUCCUAUGCGCCGCGGCGCGCAGGAACAUGCACGUGCGCGUGCUACUGCUGGACGGCAAGCAGCACGGGCUGGUGUUCGGGCCGGCCGCCACUGCUGAUCACCUGGUCGCCAUGUUGCGGGAUAAGAUCGGCUUGAAUGAUGCUGCUACUGGUUACGCGCUGUACGAGGUGUGCGCAAACUCAAGCCCCGCCGGCGCAGGCGAAAGAGCACUGGGUGGCUCAGAGCGUGUAGGCGAUGUACUUGCGCGGUGGGAGAAAGCCGGCGCCACGGCUGCUGCGUGCAGGCUGGUAUUCAAGAAGCGGCUGUUCCUGGGCGAGCGGCCGCUGCACACGGCGUGCGUGGCGGAGAUGGAGCUGCUGUACUACCAAGUGCUGCACGCCGUGCGACACGACCGGCUACCCAUCGAAACUGACGAAGCAGUAAUGCUGGCAGCGUUACACGCGCAAGUGGUAAAGGGCGACUGCUUGGGCGGCGGCGAAGAGUGCUCCGCAGCGGCCGGCGCGGUCUUGCCCGCGAGGCUCGCCAACCCCGCCCUGCCCGCGCCCGCAGUACGCCUACACCACCUCGCGCUGCGGGGAACGGAACCGCAUGCGGCUAUGCAACGCGCGCUCACACUUGCAUCGUCGUGGCCGCUCACACGGGCCACUAUCUUCGAUGUUAUGCAAUCGUUCACAUCUAACUGGCCGCGAGCAUUGUGGCUGGCGGUAGACGCACGCGGUCUCACGCUGCUCCGUCGCGGCGCGCGAGCAGCGCUGGUGUCCCACGACCAUGACCAACUCCUGGCCGUGUCUCCGGCUCCGAGGGCGUUGCUGCUGGUGACGCGAGCAGACCGCAAGCACGCUAAACUCGUGCUCUCUACGGACCAGGCGUACCAGAUCGCUACGCUGAUAAAGGACUACAUCGAGGCGGUGCGCGGGCCCGUGUUCCCCGCCGUGGCGGCGCCCGCGCGCGCCUCCUGACACCCGCCCGCCUAGUGCCAAUGCUUCCACGUCGCGCACAAGCACUAGCCGCACUGCGCUAGUGCCGAGACAGCACUAGCCGUACUACACUAGUACGCUGGUGCCGAGCUAGCACUUGCCGCACUACACUGGUGUGUUGGUGCCGAGAAAACACUAGUCUCACUACACUAUAGUGAUUACAUUUUGUCACUGCAGUUGCAGCCAUAAAUCAAGCUAUGCGUAGUGAUGUGCAUGUCAAGCACGCGCUAUCAUUAAUACCACUGUGAGUGACUCUUAUUAUUUGUACUU